Actinia tenebrosa (Australian red waratah sea anemone) is the source of this 689-nucleotide messenger RNA. Its product is annotated as roundabout homolog 3. The record is from RefSeq and is a predicted model, not a curated record. Gene Ontology annotation, cellular component: plasma membrane; cell-cell junction. Gene Ontology annotation, molecular function: cell adhesion molecule binding. NCBI's taxonomy places the organism in Eukaryota, Metazoa, Cnidaria, Anthozoa, Actiniaria, Actiniidae. Gene Ontology annotation, biological process: cell-cell adhesion.
AAGUUGGAAGUGGUCAAGUAUCCAGUAAAGGUGUAUAUACCAUACCAUCUGUUACACAUGCUGAUUCAGGUUUAUACGAAUGCAGAGCUAAGACUGGUAAUGAGUGUGAAGUGAAAAGCACCAUGAUAACACUCACUGUGAUUUCACCUCCGAUCAUCAGCAACAUCAUAGUAACAGAAGACAGUCUAACAGUUACCUGGAAUAACCUGGUUUUACCUCAUAACACGAUAGCGACAUGCUUGAUAUAUGUGAUGCAAUCAUUCCAUGGUGCCAGCUGGAUGACGUCUUCAAACACCAGCAAUGAAGAUUCAAUAACAUGUUCAAUUGCCGGGUUGAAAUCAUCUACCUUGUAUCGUAUUCAGUAUGUCUUACGAAUUCACAAGAACUAUGCAAAUGGAACUAUCUACAUAGGAACAUCUGCCAAAGUCAAUAGAACAGGAGCAAGUUCAAACCAUUCAACAUGUGAUACUGGAAAAGCUGGGAACAUUUCAUAUGGGGUGUCAUCCACCAUUUUUGCAGCUGUCAUUGCUGUUGCUAUUGUAGUUAUUGUUCUUCUCAUAUUGGUUAUCGUAUGGAUGCGAUUUCAAGGUUUGUUUGAUGGUUGUUAUGAGCAAAAAUUUAGCAUUGUUUUUGAUAAAUCAAAGAAAGAAGGAAAGAAUGCGCAACAAGCAAUAAAACAAAAAGACUAA